Messenger RNA from Adineta ricciae, 8613 nucleotides. The record is from the annotation of a GenBank genome assembly. Lineage: Eukaryota; Metazoa; Rotifera; Eurotatoria; Adinetida; Adinetidae.
AUGACGACAAAAGUACGAUUUCAUUCGUUGUUUUCCAGUACGGUUAAUCUUGUUCCACCAGCUGACAAUGUAGAAUUCGGUCGCAAUACUAUGUGUCAUUUUUUAUCGUCAUUUUUUCGAAGUCUAACGCGAGUCACUGACGUUCAACAGGAGAAAUUUUUCAAUUCAAUCAAUCAAAUUGUUAUCAAUACACCAAGCGUCUUUGUUACAGAUGCUGAUAAACAACAUACUCUUGAUGCUAUUCGAACAACUAAUUCCUAUUAUUUCGAUGUUUACAUAGUUUCAUUACUCGUUUGGACAUUGUCAUCGAAGAAGUUCAACUCGAUACAAGAAAAUACCAUCGGUGUCCUUGCGAAUCUCUAUGGUGAACUAUCACUUCGUUGGCCUGCACUCUUUCGAAUAUUUAUAAAUGAAUUGAUCGAUACAUUGAAUGAUACAAUUAAAUAUGACGUGGAAUUCAUUGAAGAAGGAAUUCAUCAACCCAAACGCCUCUAUCGCUUUCUUGUUCCGGAACAAGUUGCCACAUCAUUGUCAAAUAAUGUGACGAUCGAACGAUGCGUUAUUGAAUUCACUUGUUCAGACGAUAUUAGCAGUUUCCAAUUAAACUUAAUAUCAGUAUUUAAACAUCUUGCGAGUACGCUUUCGACGCUAUCAGAUCGACAAACAAUCUCACAUCUUAUUGGAACAACAUGUGAACUGAUACGCACCGCUGAUCUACAUGUGAAAUCGGCAACAUGUCGAUUUUUUUCUUCUUUUAUUCAACACCGUUCAUUAGGAUUAUUAUCUACUGAUUUGACACCUCAUGUUCAUUUUGCGAUUUCGGAUAUACUUUUAACCAUCAUGAAUUUCAUUCAUACCGAACCAAAACAUUCGCUUCAACUUGAACAAGAUUUCUCGUACUUAAUCCAAACGAUAUGUCAAAAUCACGCCGAAGCAAUUGACUUUUUUUCCGAACAUAUCGGUUUUGUUAUACCUCGACUCAAAGAUCUACUUAUUCACAUUAGCAUCGCAAGCAAAGCAGAUAUUGAAUUUCAAAUCAAUAGUAGACCAUUAAGACUGUUUGGUGAAGUUCAAAGUGAAGGUUAUCUCGAACAGUUUUCUAUCUGGUUAGCAAUCUUAUUCGAAUGCGGUCAAAGAGAUGUCGGAACCAGUUCUAUACUUGUUGCACAUGCCUAUGAAAUCAUCGAACAUCUAUUGACGAAUCUGGAUGAGUGUCUAUUAGCAAAAUAUUUAAAUCAUGCAUUAGGUAAAGGAAUUGUUUGGUUGAUUCAAGAGAAGCAUCGUUCUUCUCAGCAAUCAUUUCGAGUGCGACGAAUACGAUUAUUGAAAACAAUCUGGCAGCAUUUGAAGACAACCUUAGAAAAGAGUACAUUCAACAGCGAAGAGGAUGCUUUGCAACGCGUUUUUAAUGUUUACUGUUUAAUAACCUCAGUUUGUCAAGCUUUUAUUGGAUGUCAGAUACGCCAGAUUAAAUUAGAAUUAGCAGAAGAAAACGAUUUUUAUGCGUCUUGGUUAACGAUCGACGAAAUAAGUUCAAUCUAUGGUUAUCUUAUCAAUACACUUGUCUAUCUAGUCAAUAGUGUGACUGUUGGAUUAUUUUCUCUUGCAUACGAGUAUAUUCUUGCCACCAUGGUUGCAACGUCAGUUUAUAUCUCAGAUCAAUUACAUCCUCGUCUACGGGAGGAUAUUUUAUCAAUUCUAUGUCUUUCUUGGUUAUCAUCACUUCCAAACUGGUACGACUUCCAGCCUAAACCAGAUACUUGUAAAAUAACUCAACAACUGGCUCAAACAUUCCAAUCGAAAUUCAAUCAACACGACCGAUUAAUAUCACUAAAAUGUUUAGCGCUACUUAACGUACAAUUCUACCCGCAAUUGCGUCUUCACAUCUUUUCCUCAUGCCUUCAAGAUUCGGAUAUCAAUACACAAAUCAUGGCAUUGCAAGUUCUACCGAUGGUGCAACAUAAUCUACAAACAACAUCUUUCCUAUCGAUAUUCUACACAAAAUACUGUACCAAGGACAUUGACGAACGUCUUCGACCUGCAGUAAUGGAUAUUUGGCGUUUGCACCGAUGUCUAUGCGAUACAGACACAAAUGCAAUUCAGCUAAAGAUUCAUGAUCAUUUCAAUCAACUGGUUUUUCCAUCAUUUCAAUUGAUUUGUACUGCUUGCUCACCACAUAAUGAUCACUGUUACAUUCGUAAACAUGAAGCAAUAUCGAUUUCUCACUCGACGUCCUUUUCUCUCACGAACAUACUUCCAAUAUUUCAUCUGUUCAAUCAGACAACAAUCCCAUGUAAUUAUCUGAAUUUAAUCGCUUUCUUCCAAACAUUCGAUUCUCAUCCGGUAUUUAUUCGUCCUCUACACGAUUCAGAUAAAAACUUCCUUCAACUAAAAUCUCUUUUCAAUUCUUACCUCAGUCAAAACAAUCAGGAACGUUUAUGUCUGUUAACGAUAAUGCCUUAUCUAUUCAAAACCAUAUUUCUCUCCGGUCAUCGUCAAUGGGAGAGUUCAGUUAAUGAUCAUCUUGAUCAAUUUCUAUUCGAUACAUUAACACAACUAAACAACGAUGCUAUUCGACAAGCUGCCAACCAUCACGAUGAUGAUUACAGUCGUUUAAUCCAUCUUUGUGGUUUGAUCGCACGACGUACAUGCAACGAAGACAUCUUUGUCUUCGUCUUAUUCAUAUUAAUCAACGGGUUAGCAACAUCGUUUCAACAUACUGCACAAAUCGAAUUGAUGAAUAUUGCCAAAGAUGAAUACCUACAAACUCAUACGAAAUCGUCAUUAACAACAAAUAAAAACCUUCGUACAUUAAAUGAAAAAAUCGAUCUUACAUCGAUCGUCCAGCAACAUACCGACAGUUUAUAUCGGUUGAUAUCUCAAUCGUUGUUAUUGAAUUCUGAACAACCAUCGGACAUAUGUUUACGUCAUUUACAUUUGUUAUUUAGUAUGAUGCAGCACAACGGAAGUUCAUUCAAUACAUAUUUGAAACGUAUUCUUCCCGAUUUACUACCGUGGAUUGUUGAAGAGCGUUCAUUGAACGCCAGUCGAGUCGUUCAACAUAUUCGCACAGCGGUGAAAAUGUCGAAAAAGAAAGUCAUUUUCGAUGCAUUCCCUGCAAUCUACUCUCACGUGUGGAGACAUGUACGUCUUGAAAAUGUCAAUCCGAACAAUGGAGAUUAUUCAGUCAAUCGUGUCUAUGAAGUCAAUGAAUUUAUUGAACAAGAAGCCGGAGCAGAUCUAGCAGCUGUAUUUCGAUUCGGUGGUCCGCCAAUUUUUAGUAAAUUAUUACUUUACAUCAGUACACAUCCGGAACAUGUGAUGAGAGGUUUACAAAUGGCUGUGGGGAUCUUGGAUGGGAUUGUAUUGACACCCGAUAAAGAUUAUUCUCAAGUUGUUUCCAAAAAACAAGUUUAUAAAGCAUUACAAUCGAAACUAUUAGGAAUUCUAUGUGAUUUUGAAACGGAAUUACUGUCAACUAGUACGCCGUUACAUUCGAAGAAACGCGUUCUAUUGAGUUUAACUGAAGUAUUGAAAAUCAUGGAUCCGGCUCAGAUCGUUGCUACACGUGUCAAACUUCUCCGAUCUCUUCGUUUGGCUCUACAAUGUUCGUCGGAACUAAGUUUAAUUGUGUUCAAUCUUUGGCAAGAGUUCAUUCAUCAUUUACGCACCAAUCUCGAUAUCCUCUCGUCAAUGAUCUUACAGUUAAUUGCUUCAUUAUUGCCGUUACAUACGAUCAAUGCUGAACAUUUUCAAGAAUUGAUUCUUCUCAUGUUAAGCUAUAUUUCAAAUAGUCAAAUAGCUCUGAUCACUGAUGAUUUGUUGUUAAUUCCACAGUUAAGUCAAACAGACAAAAUCAGAACCAAACUAAUCAAAUGUCAAAAACAACAUGCUGAACUUGACGACAACCAAACGAAGUUGAAAAAUGACGAACGUUCAUUGUUAGGAAACAAAUUCCAACGUUUAAUAACGCUGCUCAACUUCGAUAUGGUCGAUAUUCGUAUUCAUGCAUUGAAUAGUUUACAAAAUCUUUUGAAAACGAAUCGACCUCAUCUCUUGCAGAUGUGUUUAUCUCGUGAUACUGUUCCUUCAAUCAUCACUCGGCUGAUUCUAACAUUACUUGAACGCUCGAACGAUUCCAAUCAAAACAUUCGUGUUACAGCUAUCGAUUGUCUCGGAGAAAUUGGAGCUAUCGAUCCUGGUCGAAUCGAAUUUCGCAAAUUAUACUCGAAAACUGCCACGUCAACAUCGUUGAUCAAUCGUUUAUUAUCUAAUUCGAAUUCCGAAAUCAACACCGAUGAGCUGAAACGUUCUUAUUUUAAUUUACAUUCGCAAGAAUUUGCGCUGGAAUUAUUCGCUGAAUUAACACGAGCUUUUCUCGCUGCUGAUCAAGUCCGACAACAGGAUACCAUCUCCUAUGCGAUCCAAGAAUGCUUGAAAUUCUACAAUUUAAAUCUGUCCGAUGAUAAUGAGAAAGUGAAGGUCAAUCAACAAUUGUGGCCGAAAUUAAACCAAGAACAGCAGGAUUUAUUCAAACCACUACGAACAUCGAAAUAUGUUUUAACGGAUGAAACCAAUCUGAACAAAAACAAAUCGCAAGAAGCGAUUCUGAAACAAUCGCCUAUUCGAACGUACGAGCAAUGGCUAACACAAUAUGUUCCUUAUUUGAUUCAACAUUUACCGACAAAUAACUACUAUCAUUUAUUUCAUGCGUGUCUGUUUGCUGUGCGAUUCAAUAGUUCAAUUGGUUCAUUCUUAUUGCCGUAUAUUGUCUUACAUUUAAUUGGUGAAAAUCUUGGCCAAGAAGUGUUGGAUAAAGAAAUCAAAGCAUUGAUAUUUUAUACAAAUCAGUACGAUUCGAAUGAAACUAAUCCACCCUCGGAUGUGCUUCAUCAAAUUGCACAAAUUAUAUUUACCUUAAUCGAUUUUCUUCUGUUAUUUUCUUCACUGAAUGCCAUCGAUCCGAAUGAACAGGCGAAACAGGCAAAUCAACGUAAACGCCAACAGGUUCAACAAGUGACUAAUCCUGAUCCAUUGAAUAUCCAGGAUGGAACUUGGAAUAAUCUAGGCAUUGUUCGAAUACGUGAUUAUAUUCGUCUCUUACACACGGAUCUAUCACUUGCUCGAAUUGCUUUUAAAUAUGAUCAUUAUACUCGUGCCUACCGUCAUUUCGAGAUGUAUUCGUCAAGCGAUCAACAAAUCAAUGUUUCCCUUUACAGUGAACUCCUUUUAAAACUUUUCCAUCGAUUGAACGACCAGGAUUCAGCGUACGGAAUCAUUGGCAUACGUGAUAUGACACCCAAACGAUUGGAUGAGCCGCGAACAGAUAUUUACGAGGAAAUUCUUUCAUAUGAACUCACUGGACAAAUCGAUGAAGCAAUUGUUGCUUAUGAAAAUGUUCUAGAAAUCAAUGAAUUAAACCAAACAAAUAUACAUUUAUAUCUCGGCUAUUUAAAUAAUUUGUUAACACAACAACAAUUGCAGCAUACAAUUGAUCAAGCAACAGGUAUCAUUGUGCAGUAUCCAACAUGGAUCAAUAUGUUGAAUCCGUUGCGUAUUGAAGCUGCAUGGAAACUAUCGAAAUGGAAUCUAUUAGAAAAAUUCUGUUCGUACCAGGAAGAAACAUAUCAUUCAAAUCAAGUCGAGCAGACGGAUGAAAGUUCGAAAAUGAACAUUCUUCAUGAUUUGAACGUUUCCAAACAAUUUGAAGAAUAUCUUGGACGAAUUCUCAGUCAAGCGAAAAAACAAAAUCGUGAAGGUUUCUCAUCCGAAUUUCGUCUAGCAUUAAAUUCUCUCAUGGGGCCCAUAUCAGCAGCCAGUAUGGAAGUUGGCUCGUAUCAACGCGCCUACGAUUACCUAGCCAAACUACAUUUACUUAAAGAUCUAGAAUUCUAUGUCUUAAGGAAUAUCUUUAACGAUGACACCUCAAUUAUGAUCAUUGACAAUGACAAUAUCGACGAUUUCUGGUCACAAAGGCAUGCAUUAUUACCGCCGAAUAGUAAAUUUAUUGAACCAUCGUUAGCCCUACGACGAACAUUACUCUUGUUGGAUGAUAACAACGACCGUAAACAACAUGCCUUAGAAAUCGGUGAAUGCUGGUUGCAUAGUGCACGGAUAGCACGUGCACAGAAUAAUUCCUUGGCAGCAAUUGGAUCUCUGAUGAAAGCAAAUCAAUCGCAUCCCAUCGAAGUUGCGAUUGAACGUGCACAAUGGAUGUGGGACAAAGGAGAAAAAGAUCGAGCAAUCAUGAGUUUAAAACAGAAGAAAAUUGAAUUGCUAGAUACGAGAAACGACGGAAAUCAAACGGAAAAUCGAUUGCCAGUUUCAGCCGAUUUAAAAGCUCAGUUAUGGUUAUUGUUAGCUCGUUACAGUGAGCAAAAUUCUCCACACGAAGCUGUUUUUGAAAUGUAUAAACAUGCACAGGAAGCAGCUCCACAUUGGGAAGAAACACAUUUUUACUUAGCACAAUUCUAUGAUACUUUACUUUCAUCGUGUAUUGAAUCCGAUUCAACAUCAUCAACUUCGAAUUCAACAACAACGACAAACAAUUUUCUCUCGUCCAAUGGACUUACAUUAGAGAAUAAGCUACGUAUGAUGGAAUAUAUUCGCCUAGCUGUGAAUACAUAUUGUCGUUCGUUAAAAUAUGGUUGUGAAUUUAUUUAUCAAUCCUUAACACGUUUGUUAACCAUGUGGCUUGAUUUUGCCUCUGAUCUUGUACCGUUUAUUAAACCCCCACAAGCAAAUGCAUCUCGCAAGCAACCAUCGACGGCCGGACCAGCCGCGAAUCUGCCCGAUGCCGCACAAAUCAAACAACAUGGCCAAGCAAAAUUAACUGAAAUAACACGUGAAGUCUCCUCAUGGACAACUCGUAUACCGCCAUAUUUAUUUCUUGCUGCAUUUCCUUACAUGGUCUCUCGUAUAUGCCAUAGCGAAGACAUGACAUCGAAAGCAUUAAACUCCAUCAUUACUCAAGUAUUUGCUGCUUUUCCCCAACAAACACUAUGGAUGAUGAUAAAUUUGUACGGUUCAUCAAAUACGAUGCGACGUGAUCGUUGUAUCGCUAUUUGGAAUGAAGCAUCAACGAUCGAGCCUGGUUUACACGAUUUUGUUAUACAAGCAACCGUACUUAUCAAACAAUUAGAUACAUUAUGUAUGCAUGCUGUGACAUAUGGACAAAAUAAAAUAAGUCUCUCUGCACAAUUUAAAUCAUUUAAACGCUCGUAUGCAAGUGACACAGCCUGUCCAAUACUUAUACCAAUCCAAUCUCAAAUGCAAGUUUGUUUACCACCGCCACCCGUUCGAUUCUCAUUGUCGACAACAGCUGCACACGUUCAACAGCAUGCACUGAAUGCUGAUUUAUCAUCGGAUGCAGCAGUUAAACUAACAGCUAUGGCGAAUAAACAGGGUCAACUUGGUCGCACAACUGCAAGAAAGAAUGCUCAAGCUGCAGCAACAACGACAGCAACAAAAGUUCAACAGAAAACCUAUUAUGAUGCAAGGCAUCAACCAUUUCCUGAUGCUGUUGUUACUAUCCUUAGUUUCGACGAUACUAUUGAUGUAUUAUCAUCUCUUCAACGACCAAAGAAAAUUGUUAUACGAGGUAGUGAUGGACAAGCAUAUCCAUUUUUAUGUAAAUCACAAGACGAUCUACGAGUCGAUUCACGUUGUCUCGAUUUUUGUCAUUUAUUCAACAAAUGUCUGAAGAAGAACAGUGAAACACGUCGUCGUCAAUUAAAUAUUCGAACCUAUGCUGUCUAUCCAAUCAAUGAACGAUGCGGUCUCAUUGAAUGGCUGCCUAAUUUGUGUACAUUUCGUUCAUUGGUGACAAAAUUCUAUCGACAACGAAGUUCAAAUUUCUCGGAAGUAUCCAAUCGUGAAAUCAAAGUUUACGGCAAUAGUAAAGAUAAAACAAAAGAAGCACGAUAUAAUGACUUUCUUAAACUAUUGGCCUUCCAUCAACCAGCGGUAUUUCAUCAGUAUUUCUUUGCUGCCUAUCCUGAUCCAAAUCGUUGGUACAUCACCCGAAUGAAUUUCGUUCGUUCCACAGCUGUCAUGUCCAUGAUUGGCUAUAUAAUGGGUUUGGGUGAUCGGCAUUGUGAAAAUAUUCUUAUUGACACAUGUACAGGGGAAACAGUUCAUGUCGAUUUCAAUUGUCUAUUCAAUAAAGGUUUAACGUUUGAAAUUCCUGAGAAAGUUCCAUUUCGUCUGACACAUAAUAUCGUCGAUGGAAUGGGCACAUUGGGUGUUGAAGGUGUUUUUCGUAAAACAUGUGAAAUUAUUCUACAUCUGAUACGAGAUGAACGUGAACUACUCGUAUCAGUUUUGAAAACAUUUAUUUAUGAUCCUUUAGUUGAAUGGAAGUCAGCUACAAGGGAAGAAGUUGCGAUUAUGAAAAAACAACAAAUUGAAGGCGGUGAAGUUGUGAAUAUGAAGGCUCAAACACAUGUUAGAAAUAUCUUGGAACGUGUUCGUGGGUACUGUACAGAUGAAUUGACUGGAAAACGUGUGGUAUUACCCUUAUCGGUUGAAGGACAAGUUGAUCAUCUAAUUCAACAAGCCACUAGUAACGAAUUAUUAUGUCAGAUGUUCAUCGGCUGGGCUGCUUAUUUGUGA